Molecule: messenger RNA, 1354 nt
Organism: Cynara cardunculus var. scolymus (artichoke)
Lineage: Eukaryota; Viridiplantae; Streptophyta; Magnoliopsida; Asterales; Asteraceae
Product: inositol oxygenase 4-like
Exons: 10
Coding region: 71-1003 (310 amino acids)
Biological process (GO): inositol catabolic process
Cellular component (GO): cytoplasm
Molecular function (GO): inositol oxygenase activity; iron ion binding
Source: RefSeq, a predicted model, not a curated record
AUCUACCCUCCAUAUCUGCAUAUCUCAUCAUCAUUUCUCUUCGAUUUCGCAUUCAUUUUGUCUUGAGACAAUGACUGUUUCUUUCGAACAACCCGAUUCCCAAUCUCAGGUGGUGGAUACCAAGAACCAAUGUGAAUUGGUGUUGGAUGGAGGGUUUAUGGUGCCUAAUAACAGUGGUGGGUUUGAUGCUCCAGAUAUUAAUGCUUUUGGUCACACGUUUAGAGAUUAUGAGAUUGAGAGCGAACGACAGAAGCAAGUUGAAGAGUUCUACAAGAUGAAUCAUAUUAACCAGACAUAUGACUUUGUGAAGAGGAUGAGAGAAGAGUAUAAGAAACUGGAUAAGUUGGAGAUGAGCAUCUGGGAAUGUUGUGAACUGUUAAAUGAAGUUGUGGACGAUAGUGAUCCUGAUUUGGAUGAACCCCAAAUUCAGCAUUUGUUACAGACAGCUGAAGCCAUUAGGAAAGACUAUCCAAAUGAAGAUUGGUUGCACUUGACUGCCCUCAUUCAUGACCUUGGGAAAGUUCUCCUCCUCCCAAAAUUCGGAGAGCUUCCACAAUGGGCGGUUGUGGGUGACACACACCCUCUUGGUUGUGCUUUCGACGAAUCAAUUGUUCACAACAAGUAUUUCAAGGAAAACCCAGAUAGUAACAAUCCGGCUUAUCAGACUAAGAACGGAAUUUAUCCACAAGGAUGUGGACUAGACAAUGUGAUGAUUUCAUGGGGGCAUGAUGACUACAUGUACUUGGUGGCCAAGGAAAAUGGAACCACUCUACCUCAAGCAGGACUAUUUAUUGUUCGCUACCACUCUUUCUAUCCAUUGCAUCGUGCCGGAGCCUAUAAGCAUUUGAUGAAUGAGGAGGAUGUUGAGAACUUGAAAUGGCUUCAAAUCUUCAACAAGUAUGACCUUUACAGUAAAAGCAAAGUCCGUGUUGAUGUCGAAGAGGUCAAGCCCUACUAUCUCUCUCUCAUUGAAAAGUAUUUCCCGGAAAAGCUCAGAUGGUGAAAGUUUGAACAAGAUUUGAGGUGAAUGAAUUGAGAAAAAAGUCAGGGUCUAUUGUGGGAUUAUUGAUGUGGUUUAUUUAUUGAGUUUCAUUCUCUAGUGUUGCUAUGAGUUGAUCGAAGGGUUGAAAAGGGUGUUCUUACUUUUCAGUUUCUUGAAACCCAGAUGUUCUACAAUACUAGGAGGAUGCCAUGAAAACUGCUUGGUCAAAUUUAUUGAAUCGUUUAUCAUCUUACGGGUUCGCUUAUAUCGACAGUGUCAUCACUUUAAGAUUAGUGGUGCAAUGCUCAUGUUUUCUCAUGUAUGUAUGCAUCUCCUGAUCUUUACAUAUAAAAUUGAAAAAUGAAUGGGUUG